CCAGGAAGAAAUAGGAAAGAUGUGACGUUUCAUGUGUCGAUUUUCACUGUAAUAAUUCCAAGGAAUGGGUGAUGUUCUGCAGCCCACAGUUUGGUGCAACCCUGGUUUCUUGUGUAUUAUUCAGAUGACACGGGCCAAACACGAGGAUGACGAGUACUGGAACAGCUCAAAAUUCAAAGCUUUCACAUUUGAUGAUGAGGACGACAAGUUUUCUAGGCUGAAAGAGUCCAAACAGGCCGUCAACAGCAUCCUGGUCGAUGAUGAUGAUGAUGAUGAUGAUGAAGAUAAUGUUGAGAGAGUUAACUGGAGUGGAGAACCUGUGGGAAGCAUCUCUUGGUCGGUCAAAGAGACAGCCUCCAGCAUCCGAUCAGGGAGUGAGCAGAGCAUUCCCAAAAUAGACACCACUCCUUCACUGUCCAAACAGGGAUCUGGAUACUCCCUGAGCUCUCUGUUUAAAGCAAAGAGCAAACCUGUUGGUUUUCAGUCCUUCUCAGAGUCCUUUAGGGACACAUCUGCGAGAACAUAUGCACCAGAGCUACGGAGGCCCAAGUCAGAUGGAAAUGAUUUUGUCAGUGACCUGAAUCCAGAGGAAACUCUGAGGAGAAUGCUGAAAGGACAGUCUUACUCCCUGGGAAAGUUCCGCUCUCUGCAGGACAAACUUCUGCUCCUGGAUGAAGCAGUUGCUGUUUAUGAUGGCAACGUCAUCACUGCAGUUUUGAUAUAUCUCAAAAAAUCAUUAAGUAAAGAAAUCCUCUUUCGAGAGUUAAUGGCAAGAGAUGUAGCUUUACGUCAUUACAUUCACUAUUUAAAAGAGAUGGGAGAACAGAAACUUUUGGUGGAAUUACUCAAAGCUCUUGGCAGAACAGAAGAUAUGGCGUUGAUGCAAUACAAGGAACACUUAAAUAUUAAAGAUGAAGGGCGAAGAAGAGAUUUCCUCAAAAAUUGCCUCAGCCUUCCUUUCUCUCAAGAUGAUGCCACUCACGUUCAAGACCACUAUACACUCCUCGAGAGGCAAAUAAUCAUAGAGGCUAGUGACAAGAAGGCGCAGGAAGACAUCUUUAAGAAGUUCCCCAGAAAAGCAUCUAUAUUAAAUAUGCCAAUCAUCACCACACUCUACUACUCCUGCUUCUAUCAUUAUGGAGAGUCAGAGGGAACUUAUAGCAGCCCUGCGAACAUUAGAAAAACCUUCAGGAUUUCAGAAAAGCAGUACGUUCUAACAGCUCUUGGUGCGAGGGCAAAGUUGAAAUCAUGGUUUGAUGUGGAUAGUCUCUUCAACACCAAGAACUGGCUGGGAUACACAAAGAAAAGAUCCCCCAUUGGCUUUCACAAAGUGGUGGACGUCCUGCAGAAAAACAAUGCACCUGUACAGGUGCUGCAGGACUAUAUGAACCUCAUCGAUGACCCAGAGCUCAAGCUUAGUAUGGCUCUGAAAUAUAAAUGCCAUGACACUGUCAUCAAUACAUACCGAGACCUGAAGGACCGGCAGCAGCUUACUGAGUACAAAGAAAAGUUGGAACGGGACUCUGUUGAAUACAGGAAGAUUCAAGAACUCCUCAAUAAUGGGCAAAUCAGAUGGAAAAACUGACACAUGGACCCUGACACAAGGCAGUGGUGGGCAGGUUGUAGUAAAUCUGUGUUAAACAACUCUCAAAGACAAUACUGCACAAACAAACAAAACACCAUAAAGCUGUCUAAUAAGGAGCCUUCUCACAGUUAACACUGGACAAACAGGACUGAGAGAUCCUCAAUUUGCUCAAAGUCUCAAGAGCAUCGACUGCUUCAAAGAACUAAUGGUCCCUUCUGCUUUAUCCAGUGGGAUAAUCCUCUUGCAAAUGUAUCAAGUCUGCUCAGUACAUUUACAUUUAUGCAUUUGGCAGACACUUUUAUCCAAAGCAACUUACAGUGCCCUUAUUACAGGGACAAUCCCCCUGGAGCAACCUGGAGUUAAGUGUCUUGCUCAAGGACACAAUGGUGGUGGCUGUGGGAAUUGAACCAACAACCUUUUGCUUACCAUUUCAGUGCUUUAGUCCACUACGCCAUCACCAGUAUGAUUGUAAACCUGCCAAGUGUCCUUCUGCCAACUCUACAGGUGAACACUGAUGAACAUUUCAACUGAAAUAAGGAAGGCAACAUCAGCGGUUACUGACUUGUGCAACAUAUUACUCAUCUCUUAACUCUUCACACCCUUUUCCUUUUUCCCAUGUAUAAAUGUAUGAACAUUCCUUAUCAACUAUUUUUUUAUAUAUUAAAGAUAAUAUAAACAGUUGAAGUCAGAAGUUUACAUACACCUUAGCCAAAUACAUUUAAACUCAGUUUUUCACAAUUCCUGACAUUUAAUCGUAGAAAACAUUCCCUGUCUUAGGUCAAUUAGGAUCACUAUUUUAAGAAUGUGAAAUGUCAGAAUAAUAGUAAAGAGAAUUAUUUAUUUCAGCUUUUAUUCCUUUCAUCACAUUCCCAGUGGGUCAAAUGUUUACAUACACUUUGUUAGUAUUUGGAAGCAUUGCCUUUAAAUUGUUUAACUUGAGUCAGACAUUUUGGGUAGCCAUCCACGAGCUUCUCAUAAUAAGUUGCUGGAAUUUUGGCCCAUUCCUCCAGACAGAACUGGUGUAACUGAGUCAGGUUUGUAGGCCUCCUUGCACGCACACGCAUUUUCAGUUCUGCCCACAAAUAUUCUAUCGGAUUGAGGUCAGGGCUUUGUGAUGGCCACUCCAAUACCUUGACUUUGUUGUCCUUAAGCCAUUUUGCCACAACUAUGGAGGUAUGCUUGGGGUCAUUAUCCAUUUGGAAGACCCAUUUGCAACUGAGCUUUAACUUCUGGCUGAUGUCUUGAGAUAUUGCUUCAAUAUAUCCAUAUAAAUUUCCUUCCUCACGAUGCCAUCUGUUUUGUGAAGUGCACCAGUCCCUCCUGCAGCAAAGCACCCCACAAUAUGAUGAUGCCACCCCCAUGCUUCACGGUUGGUAUGGUGUUCUUCGGCUUGCAAGACUCACCUUUUUUCCUCCAAACAUAACGAUGGUCAUUAUGGCCAAAGAGUUCAAUAUUUGUUUCAUCAGACCAGAGGACAUUUCUCCAAAAAGUAAGAUCUUUGUCCCCAUGUGCACUUGCAAACUGUAGUUUGUCUUUUUUAUGGCAGUUUUGGAGCAGUGGCUUCUUCCUUGCUGAGCAACCUUUCAGGUUAUGUCGAUAUAGGACUUGUUUUUCUGUGGAUAUAGAUACUUGUCUACCUGUUUCCUCCAGCAUCUUCACAAGGUCUUUUGCUGUUGUUCUGGGAUUGAUUUGCACUUUUCGCACCAAACUACGUUCAUCUCUAGGAGACAGAAUGCGUCUCUUCCCUGAGCAGUAUGAUGACUGCGUGGUCCCAUGGUGUUUAUACUAGCAUACUAUUGUUUGUACGGAUGAACGUGGCACCUUCAGGCAUUUGGAAAUUGCUCCCAAGGAUGAACCAGACUUUUGAUUUUACCAUGAUGUCAAGCAAAGAAGCACUGAGUUUGAAAGUAGGCCUUAAAAUACAUCCAAAGGUACACCUCCAGUUCAGUACACCUCCUAUCAGAAGCUAAUUGGCUAAUUGCCUAACUUGACAUUCAUUUUCUGGAAUUUUCCAAGCUGCUUAAAGGCACAGUUAACUUAGCGUAUGUAAACUUCUGACCCACUGGAAUUGUGAUAUAGUCAAUUAAAAGUGAAACAAUCUGUCUGUAAACAGUUGCUGGAAAAAUUACUUGUGUCAUGCACAAAGUAGAUGUCCUAAACGACUUGCCAAAGCUAUAGUUUGCUAAUAUUAAAUCUGUGGAGUGGUUAAAGAAUUAGUUUUAAUGACUUCAACCUACAUGUAUGUAAACUUCUGACUUCAACUGUAAUACUUUACAAUUAUUUGAGAACUGUCUGGUACAAGCUGUCUGGUUAUUACGUGACUUCAGUGUUCGAAUUGAGUCAGAGAUCUUGGGGGGUUCCCUUAUAGAGCAUGUGGUGUGUUUAAGUGCAUGUUUAAAAUCUUUUUCUAGUUUUGAUGAAACGGCAGAUGACCCACCAAGUUAAAUUUUUAGGGCAUUAUGUGGGGUCCCUUAACUCUGAUACCCCCAGCCCCCCCUCAAUUAGAACACUGCGUGACUCAGAAUCUGAAGCAUUGUGUUUUUGUUGUUUCUACAAAGUGUUUUAUGCAGUCAAAUUUUCUGAUAGAUAAUAGGCUAACCACACAGUUUCUGUAAACUGGUGUUGUUUAUAGUCUGACUUAUAACUACAGAUUGAUAUAAUAUCAGUAUGAGCCAGGGAGUUCCCCUAUGGUAUCCUUUGAGGGGACUUUUAAUCAUUUAUAUUAUCACUUCGGAGAAAAGCGUCUGCUAAGUAACUAAAAGUGAUUGAUUGUA
Messenger RNA from Myxocyprinus asiaticus (Chinese sucker), 4359 nucleotides. It is a transcript of the gene vipas39, whose product is annotated as VPS33B interacting protein, apical-basolateral polarity regulator, spe-39 homolog. Bases 65 to 1585 code for a protein of 506 amino acids. Gene Ontology annotation, biological process: intracellular protein transport; vacuolar transport. Gene Ontology annotation, cellular component: cytoplasm. NCBI's taxonomy places the organism in Eukaryota, Metazoa, Chordata, Actinopteri, Cypriniformes, Catostomidae. The record is from RefSeq and is a predicted model, not a curated record. The transcript is spliced from 19 exons.